This is a messenger RNA of Penicillium psychrosexuale, 993 nucleotides long. RefSeq lists its product as uncharacterized. Lineage: Eukaryota; Fungi; Ascomycota; Eurotiomycetes; Eurotiales; Aspergillaceae. The transcript has 3 exons. Bases 1 to 993 code for a protein of 330 amino acids. The record is from RefSeq and is a predicted model, not a curated record.
AUGGAAUCACGUAUUGAAGAUGGUCAGCCAGAUCCUCUGCAUAUCUUUUCGGAGUUUGAAGACCCCACUCGUCAUAGCCUCAUCCAGCAGAUCGUUCAGGAUGACCCAGGAUUGGCCAUGAUCCCGCAGCAGAAUCUCUAUGCCUUAUGGUUCAGUGAUAUUAGUGCUCUGCAGGAGAAGGCUAAUGCGCAAACCAAAAUCGCGAAAAAGCUCCGCGCAAGAGACCUGAGGUUGCUCCCCAACCAGUACGAUGUUGUUGGGGCUUGUGAGGGGCAGAAAACUGCAGCCAGCCGAGAAGAACCUCAAGGUUCUGCGCCUCGGCUAGGUCUUAGUGAACGCGGUCGAUCCAGCUCGCCCAACACUGGCUCCUUUAGCAAGCCAUCUACGCCAGAGCACGAGAACACGGUGGAUCUCCCAUCCGAGAGUGCUAAUCGUGAUGGUUAUCAUUGCGUAGUGACAAAGCGCGGACUACCAUUGAUUGAGAGUGCCCAUAUCAUACCGAAGAAGCUCAACGGUGCUCGGAGUCUGUAUCUCACGCAAUAUGAGUGCUGGGACUGGCUUAGCGCUUUCUGGGGCGAUGAGAAAGUCGACAGGUUGCAGAGCCUCUUGGUGUCUGAGGGCAUAAUGGACACGGAGCGACUUCAUAACCAGAUCACUCUGGAUAUCCAGGUGCAGGAAUAUUGGGAUCGUGCGAUGUGUGCACUUCGCCCUGUUUGGGUCAGUGAAGACCAAACAGAAAUGCAAAUCGCGUUUCAUUGGCUGCCUCUUAAAGAGAGCCUCCCGGGGUUGGAAAAUACUUAUCGGGGUGAGAUGGUCUCGGUUAUGGAGAACCCAUACCAGGAUCCAAAGUACCGACCUCGCGAGACCCCUGGGAACAAUAACUUCAUUUUCCAUAUAGAGACGGAGUUAGAAUCCCCUCGGGAUAUGUCUUCACGGUCAAGACGGACAAUAAGUAUGAACGGCCACUGCCCUCCAUGGAACUUUUGGAACUGA